This is a messenger RNA of Maylandia zebra (zebra mbuna), 1573 nucleotides long. RefSeq names its product growth hormone releasing hormone receptor a (gene ghrhra). Gene Ontology annotation, biological process: adenylate cyclase-modulating G protein-coupled receptor signaling pathway; cell surface receptor signaling pathway. Gene Ontology annotation, cellular component: plasma membrane. Lineage: Eukaryota; Metazoa; Chordata; Actinopteri; Cichliformes; Cichlidae. The record is from RefSeq and is a predicted model, not a curated record. Gene Ontology annotation, molecular function: vasoactive intestinal polypeptide receptor activity; G protein-coupled peptide receptor activity; peptide hormone binding.
AGUCAGGCUUGAAGAGGCGGAAAAAAAAGAACAAAUAAACCUGGAUUUGCGGUCUCAUCGGCAUCCGGUGAGGGAUAUGAAGAAGACAGAUAAGAACAUGGAAAUGAACUGUAAGGGUUUGAAAGGACGACAGGGGAAAUUUGUUGUCCUCAUCUUUUAUCUCCAGAUGUUGUUCAGCCCCGUGGCCGAAGCAAUUCAUCCGGACUGCGCCAUCAUCUCCCAGCACCUGAGGGCUCGUGAGAUAUGUAGCCAGACGAGGAGGAGCGAGGCGCAAAACCAAACCGACCACAGCGGAUGUAAAACAGAAUGGGAUGAGAUCGGGUGCUGGCUGCGAGCUGAGGUUGGGCAGGUGGUCAAUUUGUCCUGCUCUGAAGUCUUCCAGCAUUUCUCCAGCAAUCAAGGGUAUGUUUACAGGAACUGUACUGCUGACGGUUGGUCGGAAAUGUAUCCACCCUAUGAGGAGGCCUGCGCGUUCAGCGAUGACAGCGAGCCUGAGUCCGAGACGAGUUACCUUUAUACCUUCAGACAGGUUUACACCGUAGGCUACGCCACGUCACUCAUCUCCCUCAUUACAGCCAUCGUGGUGUUCGCAGCCUUCAGGAAGUUCCGCUGCACCAGAAACUACAUCCACAUCAACCUGUUCGCCUCCUUCAUCCUGAGAGCCAGUGCCGUCUUCAUUAAAGACACCGUGCUGUUUGCUGAUGAGACCCUGGACCACUGCUCCAUGUCCACGAAAGCGUGCAAGUCAGCCGUGGCUUUCUUCCAGUUCAGCAUCCUGGCCAAUUACUUCUGGCUGCUGGUGGAGGGCAUGUAUCUGCAGACACUGCUGGCUCUGACCUUCGUCUCACAGAGGAAAUACUUCUGGUGGUAUAUCCUGAUUGGAUGGGGGCUCCCAUCUACAGUUCUCAUACUGUGGGUUUUGACCAGAUUCUUCUAUGAUGACAGAGGUUGCUGGGAUGAUACAGACAAUGUUGGCAUCUGGUGGAUUAUUAAGGGACCAAUAACAGCCUCACUGCUGAUCAACAUAGUCAUCUUCGUCAACGUCAUCCGGAUUCUGGUUGAAAAGCUUAAAUCUUCUGCCAUGACAGGGAACAAUGACACUGGACACUUUAUGAGGCUGGCAAAAUCCACCCUGUUCCUGAUUCCUCUGUUUGGGAUGCACUACACUGUAUUUGCCUUCUUGCCUGAGAACACUGGAGUAGCAGCCAGACUCUACAUCGAGCUGGGACUGGGCUCCUUUCAGGGGUUUGUGGUGGCGCUUCUUUACUGUUUCAUGAAUGGAGAGGUCCAAACAGAGCUGCGGAGGUGGCUGUGGAAGUGCCACAAUCAAAGUCAUCUCACACCAGCUAAGAGAAGCAUCACUCAGAUCACAAUUCGGACUCAUGGGGGGCUCGGGCUGCCUGCUUCUAGUGGCAACAUCUCUUCUGUAUGAUUUCAGAGAUCAUUAAUGAAGAAAAUGUUUCACAAAGGAAAAGGAAGGGGAAAAAUGAAUCAGUCCUUGGAGCUGAACAUGCUGAUGACAUUAAUUCAACAACCCCUCUCUAAGAACAGGUUACCAGAAUGAGCACAGGUG